UAUAAAUCCGUGAUUGAACUUCAGUGGCCGCCCGUGAGUCUGCACCAAGGUCUUCUCCUCCUCUCCUGCCUCUAACUGCCUGCGAGCUGCGUGCGUCUCCUCAGAUGCUGAGGGAGUAGCUCAGGAAGGAGGGUGGAGGAAGAGAGAGACUGAGACCAAAAAAAAAAAAAGAAGCACAAAGAUUUCAGCACCGGAGCUGUCCGCAGCUCUUGGAGAAGUCUCUAUUCCUGCGAAAAGGGAGGAAGCUGCUUCCGACUGUAAAUUUUCUCUGUGGGACUGUGAGGAGAGAGAGGGAGGUGGGAGAGAGGAAUAAUAAACUGCCGUGCCAUCAUCUCUCUGCGGGGCUUCGGACAGCCGCGUAACGGCGCACAUACUUCAUUCGAGCAAAGUCUUGCCAUGCUGGACGCCCGGGCGUGAGACAGAAAGGAUAAAGUCUCCACAUAAAGUCGAGGUGAAAAACAAGCCUUUUUACUCUUCACGCCAUGGGAGUGCUCAUGUCAAAAAAGCAGCAGGUAGAGAAGGUGCAGAAAUGCAACGCUGUCGUCUCAGCCUUCCAGGCGGGCAUUAAGGACCGUCCUGCCCCACCCAAACAGGCAGAGGGAGAAACGGAGGAAGGCCAAGGCUCGGCCAAACCUUCAACCAACAAUGACGAGAAGAACGCAGAGGAGACAGAGCAAGAUGAAACAGACAACAGCGCCGGUCCGUCGACCUCCCAGCAGGCCUCGGGUUCGACGAGGGAUGAGUGUAAGGUCAAUCAGGAGGCUUGGUCGAGGUUACGGGAUGGGAAAGGAGUGGAGCCUGAGGAUCUUGACAAGAGCCAUCAGCUGACGCCGCCUGCUUUUGUGCGGCCCAAAAGGGAAGCCGAUGAUGACCAGCCUGUAGAUGUGGAGCUGAAAAAGAAAGAGCAGCCAACGAGCGACGAGAUGUGCGACGUGUGUGAGGUGUGGACAGCCGACGACCUGUACCCCUGCAGGAUCUGCACUCGGGUGUUCCACGACGGCUGCCUGAGGGAGCUGGGCUACCUGCGUGCUGAGGCCUUGCAGGAGAUGAGAGAUACGGCCCACACUGUUACUGGCUGGAGCUGCUACUAUUGUGAUAAUCUGAAUCUGCUCCUAACAGAGGAAGAGAUGUACAGCCUCAUGGAGACCUUCAAGCAGUGCAAAAUCAUCCCAGAGUCAUGCCUGGUGUCAGACGAGCUGCUGCAGUACCGCCACUUUGCAUCCAAGCAACAGUUUGAUAAGGACCUGACUGAUGAGCAAGAGGAGGAAGUCCUGGCCCAGUUUGCGGCGCUGGAUCCUGAGAAGAAGGGUCACAUUGAAUGGUCCGACUUCCUUUACUUUGAGUCUCUGGCAGUGUUGAGGAAGUUUCGCACAGAGAACUCUAUGGUGCGUCUCUUGACUGCCAAGGAGAGAAACAAAGCACGAUCAGUGUUCCUGGGUCUGGACCUGGAUGAAGACGGCGUGAUCACGAGAGCGGAGUGCCGCCAGGCCCAGCAGUCCUGGUUCCACAAGCUCAACAAAGACUCGCAGUCGUGCAAUGUGAGACUCAUGGGACUCUGCUCUCCUAUGAAUUGUGGUAUAAGUCAUGUUGGCCCCAUAUGUGAGAGCAGUCCGGCCAGUUCUGGCAGUGAAAGGAGCAAGACUGAUGACAGCAGGCCAGUGACCUGGGCAGACUUUUUAAGGGAGAGUGCCAUCUAUGUUUUGGCUGCGCGGCCCAAUAGUUCUGCCAUGCACAUCCGUCUGCCUCUAUAGUCCAGGAUCCUCCACUGCACCUCAGCAGAGAGAGAGGGAGAAAGAGAGAAGGUGUAUCCUAUAGUCUACAGAUGAGCGGAGGAAGAUAAACGUGGUGACACAAUGACACGCGGAAGGCGACUGAGCCAACUGGAUAAAGCACUGAGAGACAGCGGAUCAAGCCAUCGACAGGAUCUCUCCUCCUCUGCGUCACCUCAACCCCACAACACUUGACAACACACACACACACACGCUGAUUGACACACCGACGACGCAAGCGACAGCAGCUGUCACAGGUCCCAACUCCCAUUGACUUGACGGCCUACAACAAAUGCGAGAGAUAGGACGAGGAAGACAACCACUCACCCACGACUUGUCAGCCAAUCAGUGAUAAUUUUGAAAACUUCGGGUCUAGCCAUCAUGCACACUAUCAGAUAAGCUCCCAGGAUGCUCUCACUUUAUUAAAUGACAAAUACCACACACUCUAUGGCCCUCCAGCUGCAUAACACUCCUCUCCAUGCGGGUACAUUAGUGUGACAGGCUGUUACUCUUUCAAACAUUCAUUCCUUCGGGUCUCAUCGUGUCCUAAUAAUAGUUCCAUGCUCCUAUAAUGGGACUGUGUUAUUCACCAUCAAAAUUGUUAAUCACACUACACAGAGGCACAUGCAAAUUCAUUAUUGGUAAUGUCUGACAAGUGGAUAGACUUCUGGGAGGAGAUUUAACCCUGCAGCUGCCAUUAUCAGAACGUAUACCAAACGGGAAUGAAAGCUAUCCGCGUACAUGAUAUUAUAUGGGAACUGCUAUUCAUGCCAGUAUAAAUUAUUAUUAUGCAUUAAAAAAGCUGUAUUUAUUCCUGUAUCCUCUGAUGUAUCAUCUGUUUUCCCCAGUCUCAUCCAAGAGUCUAUGUUCUUCUGAAGUACUAACCGUGAAAAAGGAUGUUAAUGAAAGCUCGCCCAGUAAAUGACAUGCAUAUACUGCCAUAUAGUACAUUUGGUUCCUGUUGUGCUCAGAGCUGCACUUUGACAAGGUGGAAACAUCUGCCCUCCUGUUCGAGUGCCAUUAUUUGCACUUUGGGAAUGAGAUGCGGAUGGACUACUGUGUGACAUAAUCACUGUAAUUCAAAUACUGAAAGACAAUGGGAGAUCUGGUGCAAACAUUUGUCCUUUGUUAAUAUGCAGAAGCACUGUUUAAAGAAAAAGAAAAAAAAACACAUUGUUAUGGAAAACGUGGUGGGAAUUUCUAUAAUGUUACAGGUUAUACAACAAUUUAAAUGCACAUGAAACUGCCCAUAGAGUCACUGGAAACAUUCUGUAACAAGUAGAACUUCAUGUAGUAUUUAUGCCAUGUAAUGAAGGGGCCUAUGCCGGGUCCUUAAAGUGAAUAAAGUAUGGUUAUGACAUGAAUCUUGAUUGUCUGAGAGAUAUGUCGCAGUGCUGAAAUA
Molecule: messenger RNA, 3171 nt
Organism: Epinephelus fuscoguttatus (brown-marbled grouper)
Lineage: Eukaryota; Metazoa; Chordata; Actinopteri; Perciformes; Serranidae
Gene: phf24
Product: PHD finger protein 24
Exons: 9
Coding region: 483-1751 (422 amino acids)
Source: RefSeq, a predicted model, not a curated record